Messenger RNA from Tetrahymena thermophila SB210, 1008 nucleotides. RefSeq names its product papain family cysteine protease. Gene Ontology annotation, molecular function: cysteine-type endopeptidase activity. NCBI's taxonomy places the organism in Eukaryota, Ciliophora, Oligohymenophorea, Hymenostomatida, Tetrahymenidae. The record is from RefSeq and is a predicted model, not a curated record. Gene Ontology annotation, cellular component: lysosome. The transcript has a single exon.
AUGAAUAAAAAAUUUAUCAUUUUGAGCAUUAUCAUGCUCAUGCCUCUCUGUUUGACUCAAGAUAUAAGUGUAGAAUAACUUCUUGCUCAUAAUAAAUGGUCAAGCUAAAAUCAAAGAGUCUAUCUGAAUGAUGAUGAAAAACUAUAUAGACAAACAGUUUUCUUUGACAAUUUAUAAAAAAUUAAGGAGCAUAACAGUAACCCUAAUAAGACCUAUUCUGUUCGUUUAAACUAAUUCUCAGAUAUGACUAGAGAAGAAUUUGUUGAAAAAAUUCUUAUGAAAUAGGAUUUGAUUGACAAUUAUAUGAAAGGAAAUGGUUAAUAUAAUAAUGCUAAUAACGAAUCUUAAAUGAAUUCAUAAAACCAUACUUUAGCUGCUUCUAUAGACUGGAGAAAAAAAGGUGCUGUAACAUCGGUUAAGAAUUAAGGUGGCUGUGGUUCAUGCUGGGCUUUCUCUGCAGCUGGAUUAAUGGAGUCAUUUAACUUCAUUUAAAACAAAACUUUAAUUGAUCUUUCUGAGUAAUAACUUGUUGAUUGUGUGAUCCCUGCCAAUGGUUACCCCUCUCGUGGAUGUGAUGGAGGAUGGCCUGCUAAUUGUCUGGAUUAUGCCUCCAAAGUAGGUAUCACUACAUUUGAUAAGUAUCCCUAUUAUUCACAUUAGUACAAUUGCACUGUAAAUGUAAAAGACACAAACAAUGGAUUUAAACUUAAAAAGUGGAUUGUAAUUCCUAACACUUCAAAUGACUUAAAAAGUGCUUUGAAUUUUUCUCCUGUUUCUGUUCGUAUUGAUGCUUCCUCUUGGGGUAAUUAUGAUUCUGGAAUUUUCAACGGAUGUAAUUAAUCUCAAAUUAGUCUUAAUCAUGCUGUAUUAGCUAUUGGCUAUGACGAAAAAGAUAACUGGAUAGUUAAAAAUUCUUGGGGCCCUGCUUGGGGUGAAAAUGGAUAUAUGAGACUUGCUCCUAACAACACAUGCGGUAUCUUAAGCUCUAAUGUAUAAAUUACUGCUUGA